Molecule: messenger RNA, 1996 nt
Organism: Ilex paraguariensis (yerba mate)
Lineage: Eukaryota; Viridiplantae; Streptophyta; Magnoliopsida; Aquifoliales; Aquifoliaceae
Source: the annotation of a GenBank genome assembly
AUGUCCGGGAAUGAAUGGCUCAAAAGCUCAAAGCAGUCUUCUUCUCCAUCACUUGUCUGUAAGUACUCUCUCUCUCUCUCUCGCGCACACACAAACACAAUUUUUUUUUUUGAAAGUUAGCAUACAAAUUUGUAAUCUUUUCUUAUAUUAUACCUUUCUUAUUGGCUACUAGUUUUUCUGGGUUAAUAUCUUCAAGUUUCUUGCUUGGUUGUUUUGUUUCUAAUGUAGGUUUCUUACCUUAAUCUCUUAAUUUUACCUCUUUUCUGUGUAUUUCAUUAGUUCCUUUUGUGCUUUUAUCGGAAACUGGACAGUUUGAAGCUACCCAAUACCUGUUUAUCUAUUAGGUUUUCAUCUGGGUUACAAUGCCCAAAUUUUGCUUGCUAAUUUGGGUGUGAACAGUAUUCCUGGUUGUUUCGAUGCAUUUGGAAAUUAGCUCAUAUUUUUGGGUGGUACGAGUGGGUGAAAGUGAAUCAACCAAGUUAGGUGUUUUAAGGUGCGGAAUGUAGAAAGGACGAAGAGUUGGAGGAGGAGGAGGGUAGGGGGAGGUGAGGAAGAAGAAGUAUAGAAAGGGAUAGAUAUUAUGGACUGGGAUUGGAAGACACCUUCAUGUGAUAUACCCGAAGUUGAACAGGAAACCAUUUCCACUGGCAAUGCAAUGAGUGGGUCGAUUAGCCUUGGAAAUCAGGGAAUUAAGGGGGAAUUUUCAAUCGAUUUGAAGCUUGGUCAGGUGGUGGAUUCAGGCAGUGGGUUAGUAGAUAAUUUGAAGGUUCAAAGUGUUUCCAAAAUGGAAAUGUCACCAUCAGGGUCAUUGAAGAGGCCUCGUGGAAUUGGUAAUGGAAUUCAGACUGCAUCUUGCCUUGUGGAUGGAUGCAAUGCAGACCUUAGCAACUGUAAGGAGUACCACAGGCGCCAUAAGGUCUGUGAGCACCACACUAAGACACCACAGGUUAAAAUCCGCGGUCAGAAACAGCGGUUCUGCCAGCAGUGCAGCAGAUUCCAUUCGCUAGAUGAAUUUGAUGAGGAAAAGAGAAGCUGCAGGAAGCGUCUUGAUGGACACAACCGUCGACGACGGAAGCCACAGCCAGAACCACUAUCACAUCUCGGUCCCAGAUAUUUGUCGUUCUCCAGUUCACAGGUAUUUCCAAUGACUGCUGCAUCGAAUACAAUAUGGUCUGGAGUUGAAAAAGCUGAGCAACAUGAUAAGCUCCACAACGAGCACUCACAAUUGCAGCACCUGCCCAGCAAACAAAAUCUAUUUCCUGGACCCUCAUCUAGCAGCAACGCAGGAGGAUGGAAGCCUCCUAGUUUCUUGCACAUGACUAACCUCUCACUCAGCAACCAAACAGCUUCUGAAGCUUCCAUCUGCCAAUCAGUUCUCAAGACCGUUGCUUCAUCAGAAAGUGAUGCACGUAGCCACCAAAUGCCCUGUGAUGGAUUGUCAACUCAAGUUCUCCAUUCUGAUCGUGCUCUCUCUCUUCUGUCAUCGUCUCCAACCCAGACAUCCGGAAUUUGUUUGAGCCACUCAACCCCCAUGGCACAUCCCUUACACCCAGGCCUACAUUACAAUAGUCUGGAGGCCAUGAAUUCAAUUCUGAUUCCCAAUGCUGGUGAAGCUAGUGUCCAUUGCCAAGGAAUGUUUCAGUCAGGGCCUGAUGAACCCUCUGAUAAUGAAGCUCCACAAACACUUCCCUUCUAUUGGGAAUAGUCAAGAUAGUCCUUAUUCUCCUCUGUUGCAGAAUAAAUCUGGGAUUUGGUUUCAAUAAUUUUGAAGGAACUCAUUCAUUAUGAGAAUGAAGUUUGUGUUUACGAUGUAAAAUGUUCAUUUUUGUAGAACUAAGUUGGCUUCUUUGCUAUCAUCUUGUCGUCAUUUUAGUUUCAUGUUGCUUCUUCCCAAUAUGUUUGGAGUGAUGCCCGUUAAUUGAAUUUGUUGUAUAGGGUCUUUGAAAGUGAGGUAAUUUUCUUUCCUUCAGGAUGUAAAGUCUUUCAAUGACUAGCU